Molecule: messenger RNA, 1367 nt
Organism: Manduca sexta (tobacco hornworm)
Lineage: Eukaryota; Metazoa; Arthropoda; Insecta; Lepidoptera; Sphingidae
Product: nuclear hormone receptor FTZ-F1 beta
Exons: 4
Coding region: 241-591 (116 amino acids)
Biological process (GO): tissue development; hormone-mediated signaling pathway; regulation of transcription by RNA polymerase II
Cellular component (GO): RNA polymerase II transcription regulator complex
Molecular function (GO): RNA polymerase II cis-regulatory region sequence-specific DNA binding; nuclear receptor activity
Source: RefSeq, a predicted model, not a curated record
CAACAUGUAUUUGAGAAUAUACUGAUUGUAAUCUGUUAUGAUGUCCACAUAAAUAUAAUUUUUUAUUAUUUGCAGAUCGACGAUCAAAUCUGCCUACUGAUCAAUAGUUGGUGCGAGCUGCUGGUGCUGUCGUGCUGUUAUCGGGGAGUCAGUACUCCUGGGGAAGUAAGGGUGGGCGGUGAGAGAGGGAUCACGCUACAUCAGAGCGCUAAGUUGGGUCUAACGCCGUGUAUAGAACGCAUGUUGAGUUUCACAGACCAUUUGAGGAGAUUACGAGUGGAUCGCUACGAAUACGUCGCUUUGAAGGUCAUCGUAUUGCUCACAUCAGACGCGCCGGAGCUGCGCGAGGCGGAGAAGGUGCGCGCGUCGCAGGAGAAGGCGCUGGCGGCGCUGCAGGCCUACAUCGCCGCGCACUCGCCCGCCACGCCCGCCAAGUUCGGCGAGCUGCUGCUGCGCAUACCCGAGCUGCAGCGCACCUGCCAGUUUUUUAUGCAAGUGGGAAAGGAAAUGCUCAACCCUGCAAACAAAGGCAAAGAUGGAGACGGGCCGAGCUUCAAUCUUCUCAUGGAACUGUUGAGAGGAGAUCAUUAAACCUUGAAAAAUAGAGUAGUGCGAAGAAUAACUUUUUGUCACAAAGACAAGUUAAUUGGACUGGUAUCUGAUAUCCGCUUUACGUGAUUGGAAAUUAAGAAUUCGAAGGACCAAAAUAUUAAUAUGCUAUAAGGUGUCUUAUGCUGCAAAGAAUAAAGAACAAUUUCUUUCUCUAGGCUUUUAAGCAAAUCGAUUGCUAUAACAUAAAUAGUAAUAAACUGUUUUGGUCCGAAUGUCUUCGUGUAAAUUUCUAUAUAAAUUACAAAUCACUUUUUUUAAUGUACAAUACAUACAAAUUUAAUUUUGUAGUCAUCUCUUACGAUAACAAAUGAAUGCUCAAAAUUACAAUUAGUAAUGUCUACAAUGAUAAGAUUUUUCGUUGUAAGCAUGUUAGUGUUAUUCACAAGAAUAUUCUGAAACUCCCGUACAUAUUUUCCGUAGUCUAAUUAGAAUCACUUAUGCCAUGGCUUUUAACCUAACAAAUGUUUGUUUUAUACAAUAGAACCAUGUGACUAAACCAAUCUCUCUUUAUUGAUAAACAAAGUUUACAGUGUGUUAUUGAGCUAUCGAUUUUAAAUAAACAACGUGCAAUGGAAAUAUGGACUUGUAAUUAAUAGAAAAAUAUUGAAGUAAUAUUUAUUAUAUAUUGCCAAUUUCUCAUACAUUAUUAUUAGUAUAUUUUGCAUAUUUUAAUUAUCAAAAUAUUUUCAAAUUCCUAUUGAUACUUCCUAUAAAGUUUGCCAAUUCUGUAUAUACUGUGUGCAUUUAUCUUUGUA